AUGGCGAGUGGCAGGCCGAACAAGCUGGCGUUCUUGUCUAUGCAGGCGCCAGCUGGCUACGUGGCUGGUUUGGGACGUGGGGCGAGUGGCUUCACGACGCGCUCCGACAUUGGACCUGCACGUGAAGGGCCCUCGGCAGAAACGGUGGCGGCGGCGCGCGCACGACGAGGGGAAGAUGAGGGAGAAGACGAUGAUGAUCCCGAAAGAUUUCAGGACCCAGAAGAAGAAACAGGUCUGUUCGCCACGGCCGUGUACGAAAAAGACGAUGAAGAAGCUGAUCGAAUUUGGGACAGCGUCGACAGACACAUGGACGAGCGAAGACGAAAGCAACGCGAAAUACGUGAAGCAGUCGAGCGCGAGGCCAUACGGCAGUCACAGCCAAAAAUCCAGGCGCAAUUUGCUGAUUUGAAGCGGAACUUGGCGAGUGUAAGCGAGUCUGAGUGGGCGAGUUUGCCAGAGCCAGGCAACAUGACGGGCAAACGACGCAAGGCUGCAUCGCUCCGUGAGAGCCGCGAUAAUCGCACCUAUGCUAUGCCUGAUAGCAUGCUAGCCUCUGCCCGAGAUCGAAAUCAGAUUCAAAACACAGCUGCCGAUGUAGAUGGAACUGUGAGCUCACUUACGGAGAUUGGUGAGGCACGAAAUAAGGUGUUUUCCCACCAGCUCGACCAAGUAUCGACACAAAGCCAGAUGGCAUCAUCGGGCACAUCUUCGACCAUCGAUCCGACGGGCUACCUAACAGAGCUGUCAAGCGUGCAUGUCAAGUCGGACGUUGAGAUUGGUGAUAUCAAAAAGGCUCGGAGCCUGCUUGACUCAGUCAUCAAGACCAACCCGAAGCAUGCACCUGGCUGGAUUGCAGCGGCACGCCUCGAAGAGGUCGCUGGCAAGAUGACGAUGGCACGCAAAGUCAUCGCGCAGGGUUGUGAGCUGUGUCCUCGCAGCGAAGAUGUGUGGCUCGAAAGUGCUCGGCUCAAUUCACGAGACAACGCAAAAAUGGUCCUCGCUCGUGCAAUCCAGUUCCAGAGCCAGUCCGUUGCUAUCUGGCUGCGUGCGAUGUCGCUUGAGACGGAUCUCGAGAGCAAGAAACGCGUGGUCCGGAAGGCUCUGGAACACAUUCCACACUCCGUCAAGCUCUGGAAAGAGUUGGUCAACUUGGAGGAAAGGCCUGAGGAUGCACGCGUGCUGCUGGCUGGCGCCGUCGAAGCCGUGCCCAUGAGUGUAGAGCUAUGGCUAGCUCUUGCGCGUCUGUCAUCGCCGAGCGAUGCCAAGAGUGUACUGAAUCGCGCACGCCGCACCAUUCCGACGUCGCAUGAGAUUUGGAUCGCGGCUGCGCGCCUGCUUGAAGAGAGUGGCGAGGCGGCUGAGCGCAUUGACAAGACGAUGAAGGCAGCAGUGGCAUCGCUUCACAAGGCCGGUGCACUCCUUAGUCGUGAUCAGUGGCUGCGUGAGGCUGAGCAAGUCGAUAAAGAGGGUAGCCCGUUGACGUGCGCUGCCAUUGUACGCGCGACCAUGCAUUUGGACAUCGAUGACGAAGAUCGGCAGCGCGUGUGGACGGAAGACGCAGAUACAUGCUUGGAGCAUGGACGCAUUGCCACGGCGCGUGCGAUCCUGAGCUGUGCCCUAGACGAGUUUCCAGAUGUACUUGAUAUCUGGCAGCAAGCAGCUCGACUUGAGCGCAUGCACGGCACGCAUGAGCUGUUCACAGCGCUGCUGGAACGGGGUGUUGAACAAUGUCCUCAGGCCGAGUCUCUCUGGCUCUUGUACGCGGAUGACCGUCGGCGUGCUGGCGAUGUGUCAGGAGCACGUACGAUUCUUGCGCGUGCGUUCGAUGCGAACCUCGGCUCAGAGUCGAUUUCACUUGCUGCUGCGACACUUGAAUCGGAUCUGGGCGAUAUGCAUGCAGCUGCCAAGCUGCUGAUGCGAGCGCGUGAAGAAGUGCGGACAGAACGCGUCUGGAUCACCAGUGUCCAAGUGGCAUGGCGGCAGGGAGCCUACGACGAUGCGCUGACGCUUGCCAAGAAUGCCCUUGAGCGUUUCCCAGCACUGGAGGCCGUAUACACGAUGCAAGCACGUCUGUAUGAAACGAAAGGCGAUCUCGGAGCUGCACGCGAGGCUCUAGCUGCUGGACGGCGCGCGUGCCCAACGUCGAUCAUGCUGUGGCUACUAAGCAGUCGGCUCGAGGAAAGAACAGGAGCCCUGAUCCGUGCGCGAGCCCUUUUAGAAAAGGGACGCCAGGCACACCCAACGAGCGAUGAGCUGUGGGCCGAAUCAGCCGCAGUGGAGCUGCGCGCUAAUAGUGCAGCACAGGCCAAGACACUACUGAGUCGUGGACUGCAGGCGUGUCCGUCGAGUGGGCGCUUGCUAAGUGCAGCCAUUUGGCUCGAGCCACGACCAGCGCGCAAAAGCCGGGCAGCCGAUGCUUUGCGAAGGUCGGCAGACAGUCCGUAUGUCAUAUGCACGGUAGCGCGCCUAUUCUGGGACGAGGGUCGGUAUACACAGGCACGCGAUUGGUUCACCAAGACCGUACAAGCAGCGCGGACAUGGGGCGAUGGAUGGGCAUGGUGGUAUGCGUUUGAGGGAACGCAGCCGGAUGGCGAUGCACAACGGCGUCAGCUGCUCGACAAGAUUGAACUGGCAGAGCCGAAAGAGGGCGACGUUUGGACACAUCUACGAGAGAAGCCAGAAUUCGCUGCGUGCUCCUUGCGAACUUUAUUGCCAGUGGCGGCUGAUGAGGUUAUAAAGCAAGAGAGCGACUGA
This is a messenger RNA of Malassezia globosa CBS 7966, 2754 nucleotides long. RefSeq lists its product as uncharacterized. Gene Ontology annotation, cellular component: U4/U6 x U5 tri-snRNP complex; catalytic step 2 spliceosome. The record is from RefSeq and is a predicted model, not a curated record. Lineage: Eukaryota; Fungi; Basidiomycota; Malasseziomycetes; Malasseziales; Malasseziaceae. Gene Ontology annotation, biological process: mRNA splicing, via spliceosome; spliceosomal tri-snRNP complex assembly. Bases 1 to 2754 code for a protein of 917 amino acids. Gene Ontology annotation, molecular function: protein binding. The transcript has a single exon.